Molecule: messenger RNA, 453 nt
Organism: Talaromyces atroroseus
Lineage: Eukaryota; Fungi; Ascomycota; Eurotiomycetes; Eurotiales; Trichocomaceae
Product: 60S ribosomal protein L27a
Exons: 3
Coding region: 1-453 (150 amino acids)
Biological process (GO): translation
Cellular component (GO): ribosome; cytosolic large ribosomal subunit
Molecular function (GO): structural constituent of ribosome
Source: RefSeq, a predicted model, not a curated record
AUGCCUACCAGACUCACCAAGACGCGGAAGCACCGCGGUCACGUCUCCGCCGGUCAUGGUCGUAUUGGAAAGCACCGCAAGCACCCCGGUGGUCGUGGUAUGGCCGGUGGUCAGCACCACCACCGUACCAACAUCGACAAGUACCACCCUGGUUACUUCGGUAAGGUUGGUAUGAGAUACUUCCAUCUCCAGCGCAACCACUUCUGGAAGCCAACCAUCAACCUCGACAAGCUCUGGACUCUUGUCCCCGAAGAGACUCGCGAGAAAUACUUGGCCGAGAACGCUCCCUCCGACAAGGCCGUCGUCCUUGACCUCCUCGCCCUGGGUUACUCCAAGGUCCUCGGAAAGGGCCGUCUCCCUAACAUCCCUCUUGUCGUCAAGGCCCGCUACAUCAGCAAGGAAGCUGAGCGCAAGAUCAAGGAGGCCGGUGGUGUUAUUGAGCUUGUUGCCUAA